Molecule: messenger RNA, 147 nt
Organism: Funneliformis geosporum
Lineage: Eukaryota; Fungi; Glomeromycota; Glomeromycetes; Glomerales; Glomeraceae
Source: the annotation of a GenBank genome assembly
AUGUCGGAAAUUAUUAUCAAAGCGUUGAUUAUGUCAUCAGAACGGGAAGCUGUGAAUCUAUUGGUUGCAUUUAUAAGGAUUCCAAAGAAAGUUAUUAAAUUACAAGCUAGAUUAUUCUGGUCGACCAAGAUUUGCAGUCAGCCUUAG